This is a messenger RNA of Saccoglossus kowalevskii, 417 nucleotides long. RefSeq names its product PAX-interacting protein 1-like. The record is from RefSeq and is a predicted model, not a curated record. NCBI's taxonomy places the organism in Eukaryota, Metazoa, Hemichordata, Enteropneusta, Harrimaniidae.
AUGUACACAUUACAACAGGCACAUAACAUGUACACAUUACAACAGGCACAUAACAUAUACACAUUACAACAGACACAUAACUUGUACACAUUACAACAGGCACAUAACAUGUACACAUUACAACAGGAACAUAACAUGUACACAUUACAACAGACACAUAACUUGUACACAUUACAACUGGAACAUAACAUGUACGCAUUACCACAGGAUCAUAAAAUGUACACAUUACAACAGGCACAUAACAUGUACACAUUACAACAGACACAUAACUUGUACACAUUACAACUGGAACAUAACAUGUACGCAUUACCACAGGAACAUAAAAUGUACACAUUACAGCAGGCACAUAACUUGUACACAUUACAAGAGGCACAUGACUUGUACUCAUUACAACAGGCACAUAACUUGUACACAUGA